AUGGGGUUUACUAGUACUUUCAAUGUGCCUAGUGUUGGAAAAAGUGGAGGCUUGGUCUUGGCUUGGAAAAAGGAAAUCACUCUAAACAUUUUAUCUUCCAACAUGAGUGGAAUAUAUGUCACAUCCAAUGAUAUUAUCCAUUCUAAACUCUGUCAUGUGCAUUUCAUUUAUGGGGAACCUAAUAGUAGUCUUAAAAAUGCUUUCUGGGAUAGUCUUAGCCAAAUACCACUCAUAGAUCCUAUGGAACCUGACUUCUUUGUGGGAGACUUCAAUGCCCUCCUUAGUACUGAAGAUAAAAAUGGGGGCUUAGAGGUUGAUGAUUCUGACUUUCAUAAUUUGAGGAAUUUUUGUAAUGUUAUUGAUUUGCAUGAUCCUGGAUAUUCUGGUCCUAGAUUUACUUGGUAUAAUAUAGAUUCCUCAGAUCAUUGUCCUAUACAUAUUGGUUUCAACUUUGAGGAUAAUUUUUUGCCAAGACCUUUUCACUUUAUGGCCAUGUGGAUUGAGGAUCCUACCUGUAGAGAUAUAAUUGCUAACUCUUGGUCUGUCAAUGUGGUGGGAUCUCCUGCCUAUAAGCUUAAGGCUAAACUUUUGAAUACUAAGAAAGGCCUUCGUGAUUGGAAUAAAUCCUCCUUUGACUAUUUUAAAACCCUUUACUCCUCACACCCACAACAGUUUCAGGAUGAGAUUCUUCAAGAUCUUUCUGUUAAAUUUUCAGAUACUGAAAACUCUCAUCUAAAUACUCCUUUAACUGCUGAGGAGAUUAAAAAUGUUGUUUUCCAAAUGGGGGGUAAAAAAGCCCCUGGCCCUGAUGGUUUUACUGGCCUGUUUUACCAAAACCAUUGGGAUAUUUUUGGUGAAGCUAUUGAAGCCUUUUAUGACAAUAUUAUUUCCAAAAAUCAAAGUGCCUUUGUUCCUAAGAGGAGUAUUUCUGAUAAUAUUCUUCUAGUUAAUGAGGCUAUAUAUGUUGUUAAUCAUUAUGUUAAAACUGAAGGCAUUGUUGCCAUAAAACUUGACAUGUCUAAAGCUUAUGAUAAACUGGAGAGACUAUCAAAGAGUACCUUCAGAAGUACUGUUUUGCCUCUGGACGAGAAAUCAAUUUUUGAUAAGUCUGGAAUUCUACCUAGUAAAACAAUUCCUGAGCCUUUAAAGAACCAUCUUUCUGAUAUUUUGGAGAUAAAAGAUAGGGACUUAGGAGAAAAAUAUCUGGGCACCCCUACUGCUUUUCAAGCCUCUAAAAUCCAAACUCACAUGGGGAUUCUUCAAGCUAUUGAUGCCAGAAUCUCUAUUUGGCUUCAUAAGCUUCUGUCUCAGGCUGCUAGAACUACUCUUAUUAAGCAAAUUGGGCAGACUAUUCCCAUUUACCAAAAAGGGGCUUUCCUAAUCCCUAAAUAUCUGUGCAGAAAAAUGGACUCCCAUCUCUGCAAGUUCUGGUGA
Papaver somniferum (opium poppy) is the source of this 1434-nucleotide messenger RNA. RefSeq lists its product as uncharacterized. The record is from RefSeq and is a predicted model, not a curated record. NCBI's taxonomy places the organism in Eukaryota, Viridiplantae, Streptophyta, Magnoliopsida, Ranunculales, Papaveraceae. The transcript is spliced from 5 exons. Bases 1 to 1434 code for a protein of 477 amino acids.